AUGGUCCCUCCGGCGCCGCGGCCGCCCCCGGACGCGCCGUGGGUCGUGCAGAAGUAUGGUGGAACGAGCGUGGGCAAGUUCCUCACGACGAUCGUCGACUCGAUCACGCCGUCGUACCUGCAGACGAACCGCGUCGUGAUCGUUUGCUCGGCGCGCUCCGGGCAGACCAAGGCGCUGGGCACGACGAACCUGCUGCUCCAGGCGAGCCAGGAGGCCAUGUCGUCGGCCUGUGCGCCGCUGUCAACUGGAUCGACACCCAUGUCGUCGUCGUUCCAUGGCGGCUCGCUCUCGUCGUCGCAGAUCGAAGGCGCGCCGUCGUUCCACGCUACCGUCGACAAGAUCCAGCAGGACCACCUCGACGCGGCCGCGACGGCCGUGCCGAACAGCAGCGAGCUGCGUGCACAGCUCGAAAGCGACAUUGUCGCCGAGUGCGAUAGCCUGCGCGAGUUCCUCCAGGCGGCGAGGAUCCUCAACGAGGUCUCGCCGCGCUCGCGCGAUGUGAUUAUGGGACUGGGCGAGCGCCUCGCGUGCUGCAUCGUGUGUGCCGCGCUGAAGGACCGCGGCAUUGCGUCGGACCUCAUCACGCUCGAAUCGGUCGUGAGCGAGAUCGACGAGGACAUUGUGCGUCCGCCGUCCAACACCUGGGAAAGCAGCAACUAUCUGGAGCAGCCGUUCUACGACGCGCUCUCUGUCGUGCUCGCCGACAAGAUCCGCGCGUGCAGCGGCGUGCCGGUGGUCACGGGCUACUUCGGCAAUGUGCCCGGCUCGCUGCUCAGCCAGGUCGGCCGUGGCUACACGGACCUGUGUGCGGCGCUCUGUGCCGUCGGCCUCAAGGCGAGUGAGCUGCAGAUCUGGAAGGAGGUCGACGGCGUGUUUACUGCGGAUCCCCGCAAGGUCCCGACGGCGCGCCUCGUCCCGUCCAUCACGCCGGAAGAGGCCGCCGAGCUCACGUACUAUGGCAGUGAGGUCAUCCAUCCGUUCACGAUGGAGCAGGCCAUCAAAAAGUCGGUGCCGAUCCGCAUCAAAAACGUGGAGAACCCGACCGGCUCGGGCACGGUCAUCUUCCCUGACCACACGUCCGUGUCCGUCGACGACGAUAUCCGGCACGAUCCCUUCGUUGACGGGCAUGUCGAGCAGCCUGGCCCGCCGUCAGGCUCCUGCACGCCGGACGUCGUGGCGGAGCGGCGCAAAGCGCCGACGGCCGUGACAAUCAAGGACAACAUCCUCGUGCUGAACGUGCACAGCAACCGCAAAACCAUCAGCCACGGCUUUUUCGCGCGCAUCUUUGGCACGCUCAACCGCUACGGCGUCGUGGUCGACCUGAUUUCGACGUCGGAGGUGCACGUGUCGAUGGCCAUGACGGCCGAGCUCAAGCCGCGCACGCUCGAGCGGCUCAGUGCGGAGCUGGAGCACAUUGGCACCGUGAGCGUGCUGCGCAACAUGGUGAUUCUUAGCCUCGUCGGCAAGGAAAUGCGGCACAUGGUCGGUGUGGCUGGCCGCAUGUUCAGUACGCUCGCGGAAGGCAACGUCAACAUUGAGAUGAUCAGUCAGGGCGCGAACGAGAUCAACAUCUCGUGCGUGAUCCACGAGGCCGCUGCGCUCAAGGCACUCAAUCUGAUCCACUACUCGAUCCUCGAACUGUCGCCCAAGCCAUGCAACAUGGAGGGCGGCACCUUUGGGCGCUCGUUCUUCUAG
Messenger RNA from Malassezia sympodialis ATCC 42132, 1695 nucleotides. RefSeq names its product aspartate kinase (gene HOM3). Gene Ontology annotation, cellular component: cytosol. The record is from RefSeq and is a predicted model, not a curated record. Gene Ontology annotation, biological process: L-homoserine biosynthetic process. Lineage: Eukaryota; Fungi; Basidiomycota; Malasseziomycetes; Malasseziales; Malasseziaceae. Gene Ontology annotation, molecular function: aspartate kinase activity.